This is a messenger RNA of Brassica rapa (field mustard), 2650 nucleotides long. RefSeq lists its product as uncharacterized. NCBI's taxonomy places the organism in Eukaryota, Viridiplantae, Streptophyta, Magnoliopsida, Brassicales, Brassicaceae. The record is from RefSeq and is a predicted model, not a curated record.
GAAUAAGUAUAAAUAUACUUUUGCAAUUUGUAUUAAAAAUACUCCUUACAUAUCAAAAAUAUGAAAAUAUUAACAUCUCAAAUUAGCGUUCCCAAAUUUAAAUCUGAAAUCUAAACUUAUACAUAUUUGAUAGAAGUAAAAAUGAAAUUUCUCAUAAAUGAUUUUCAUAUAAUUUUGAAUAUUUAAACUAAGAAAUUCUAAAUGCAAUGAACACGUUGUGCUGACAUCAUUAAUCACACUUGUUGACGUAAACAUGAGCGAGAAAAAUACGAAGAAAAACAAUAAUAAUAAUUAAAUAAUAGGACGAAAAAGAAUCAAAGAGACGACGACCAAGUCAAGGCUCAAAGGGGUUAGUUACCUUUUCCUCUAAACAAUCUAUUUUCUUCUCCUUCUUCUUACGUUGUUGUUGAGAAGAAGGAGACGAAGCGAUCAGAUAAUCUCUCUACUUACUCCGAUUCGCCGGAGAGAAGAGCCAUGAAAACCUCUCUCCGCCGCUUGCGAGGCGUGCUCCACAAACACGAAUCCAAGGAUCGGAGAGAUCUUCGAUUCCUCGUUCAGCAGGACGAGCUCGCCCAGGCUUCGCAGGACGUGAAAGAGAUGAGAGAUUGCUAUGAUAGCUUGCUCUCUGCUGCGGCUGCUACUGCUAAUAGCGCUUAUGAUUUCGUUUGCUUGCAGAAUUUUCUGAAUCUUUGCGAGAACUAGGUGCUUGUCUUCUUGAGAAAACUGCACUUAAUGACGAUGAAGAAAGUGGUAAAGUGUUGCUUAUGCUGGGAAAAUUGCAGUUUGAACUGCAAAAACUUGUUGAUAAAUAUGUGAGUUUUUCAGAUCUGGUUCAACUGAUAAUAUUUCCUUUGUCUAACCACCAGAAAAUCAAAUAUACAUUUUUGAUUCAGCGGUCUCAUAUAUUCCAAACGAUCACAAUCCCCUCAGAGUCACUUCUUAAUGAACUCCGCAUAGUUGAGGAAAUGAUGCGGCUUUGUGAUGAGAAAAGGAAUGUUUAUGAAGGCAUGCUUACAAGACAAAGAGAGAAAGGGAGGUCGAAGGGUGGGAAAGGAGAAACUUUUACGGCGCAGCAACUACAACAAGCUCAUGAGGAAUAUGAUAACGAGACAACAUUAUUUGUUUUCCGUUUAAAAUCUCUGAAACAAGGGCAAACACGUAGUCUUUUGACUCAGGCAGCACGGCACCAUGCAGCUCAGUUAUGCUUCUUCAAGAAGGCUCUUAAUUCCCUUGAAGAAGUAGAGCCGCAUGUACAGAUGGUAACCGAGUCGCAGCAUAUUGAUUACCAUUUCAGUGGAUUGGAAGAUGAUGACGAAAUCGAAAACAAUGAAGAAGAUGAUUCUGAGGUGAAUGAUGAUGGAGAACUGAGUUUUGAGUAUAGAAUGAAUGACAAGGACCAAAAUGCAGAUUCUUCACCUAGUGUCUCCUCACAGUUGGGUCAGUCAGACAUCACAUUUCCACUAGUUGCAGGACUAAACACUGCACAGCAGGAAAAUAAGGAAGCAAGCUACGGGAGAUCUCGUUCUUACAGGAGAGAUGUUAGGAUUGAGAGCCAAUCAGCACCCCUUUUUGCUGAGAACCGGACAAUGCCUCCUUCAGAGAAGCUCUUACGGAUGCGUUCAUCUCUGACACGAAAAUUCAGCACGUACGCAUUGCCAACACCUGUGGAAACAGCUAGAAGUUCCUCAUCUAUUACAAGUCUAGCUAACAACAACAACAACAUGGCUUCAUCUAAUCCCGCAAAGGCAAUAACAAAAAACAUUUGGUAUUCAUCCCCACUGGAAGCUCGUGGACCUGCAAAGGUUUCUUCUAGACCGAUGUCAGCCUUGAAAGAACAAGUUCUGAGAGAGAGUAACAAGAACACAUCUUCUCAGCUGCCUCGGCCUUCGUCAGAUGGACUCUUUUACUCUCGUAUCGGGUCACUCAAGAGACGAUCCUUUUCCGGUCCAAUUACAAGUAAACCAUUACCUAACAAGCCUCUCUCUUCAACGCCUCGUUUAUACUCAGGUCCAAUCCCAAGGAGUUCAGUUUCCAAGUUGCCAAAAGUGUCGACAUCAUCUCCAACUGCUUCUCCUACAUUUGUCUCAACCCCGAAAAUAAGCGAGCUCCAUGAGCUUCCUAGACCACCAUCAAGCAGCUCUGCUAAGUCCUCGAGGGUAUUUGGAUAUUCAGCACCUCUGGUUUCGAAGAGCCAAUUGCUUAGUAAACCUCUUGUUUCAAGUUCAGCAGCUCCUCUCCCAAUACCACCUGCAAUCACUCGUAGCUUCUCUAUACCUACUAGCAACCUCAGAGCAACAGAGUUAGACAUGUCUAAAACGAGUUUGGGUGCUAAUAAGUUAAGCACUGCCUCGCCUCCUUUAACCCCGAUGUCAUUGAGCCAUCCACCUCCUCCCUCUGCUAUUACCGAGCACGCAGAGCACCUAACCAUGUCCAAAGAAGAGAGGACUAGGAAGACAUUCCCUCUAGUUACAGAUAUGUAAAUACCCCCUCCUGUUUUUUUCUUCAAGAGAGAGUCGAACAGUGAUAAGGAAUUGCCAAGUAAUUUUGCUUUUCUAUAAUUUAUUCAUAGGUUUGUAACAUUACGAUUAUUUAUUGAAGUCAGUUAUAAGAUUCAAAACUGAAUUUUGAAAUAAUAUACUUGUUGAAUUAA